Messenger RNA from Notothenia coriiceps (black rockcod), 2235 nucleotides. RefSeq names its product stromelysin-3-like. The record is from RefSeq and is a predicted model, not a curated record. Gene Ontology annotation, biological process: collagen catabolic process; extracellular matrix organization; proteolysis. Gene Ontology annotation, cellular component: extracellular matrix. The transcript is spliced from 8 exons. Gene Ontology annotation, molecular function: zinc ion binding; metalloendopeptidase activity. Bases 126 to 1439 code for a protein of 437 amino acids. NCBI's taxonomy places the organism in Eukaryota, Metazoa, Chordata, Actinopteri, Perciformes, Nototheniidae.
CAGAGUCUAUUUAAAGAGACGUAGCCCCGGAUUCUGCAGCCGUGUGACUCCCGGCUUUGCUCACCGCUCCUCCUGCGCCACAUCCAGCCCGCCUGUGCACCAGCACGGCUCCUGACGGGGCGAGGAUGCGGACUUCUCUGGCCGUGUGCUGCUGCGUCUUUGCACUACAUUGCCUGCAGAGUACACUUUGUCUUCCAGUGCGGGGAUCCAGCAGGUACAAAGCACCGUUGUCUGAAAAGUUCCCCGACCUGAAGAAGAGGGGGAAGCUUUCUCACACUCAGGACUUUGUAAAGGAGACAAGUUUGCAGGCCAACACCUCUAACACAUGGAACCGACCACGCUGUGGAGUACCAGACUACCCCGCCCAUAAGGAGGUGCAUUAUCGGGGGCGACAGAGACGAUUCGUCCUGUACGGAGGACGUUUAGAGAAGACAGACCUCACCUACAGGAUAGUUCGGUUUCCCUGGCAGAUAGGCGAGGAGAAGGUUCGACGUGUCUUUCGGGAAGCGCUGAAAAUCUGGAGUGACGUCACCCCGCUCACCUUCACCGAGAUCCACAGUGGGAAGGCCGACAUCCGGAUCGACUUCACAAGGUGGGAGACCGGGAUGAAUACCUGCACAGACCUUCUCCAGGUUGCCGCCCAUGAGUUCGGGCACGUCCUUGGCCUGCAGCACUCUCGCGAGCCUGGGGCCAUCAUGUCCGCAUACUACACCUUCUCCUACCCUCUGAGGCUGAGCGAGGAUGACAAGCGGGGCAUCCAGUACCUGUAUGGAGCUCAACCACAGGUCCUGCCCUCACCGCCACCCUCCCCUCCACCUCCAUCCAACCCCGAGACUAACGAGAUCGUCGCUAAUCCUGACGCCUGCCAGACGGACUUUGAUGCCGUGUCUAUGAUCCGAGGGGAGCUGUUCUUCUUCAAGUCGGGCUACGUGUGGCGGAUCAGGGACGGGCAUCUGGAAAGCGGUUACCCAGCGCUGGCGUCCCGUCACUGGAGGGGGAUUCCCAACAACAUCGACGCCGCCUUUGAAGACAAGUCAGGGAAUAUUUGGUUCUUUCAAGGUGAGAAUUACUGGGUGUUCGAUGCCGAGAUGCAGAUCCGAGGGCCGGAGUCCAUCAGGAGUUUGGGUCUGUCGGUGUCUGGGAUCCAGGCGGCGCUGCGUUGGGGCCACGAUUCCAACUACAACACCUACUUCUUCAAGUCGGGUAGCUACUGGAGGUUCAGCCCCCGAGAGCAGAGGGUGGAGUCCGUCUACCCGCGCAGCAUGAAGGACUGGAGCGGCAUCCCUGACGAGGUGGAUGCCACCUUCAGGGAUGUCUACGGCUACGCUCACUUUGUCCGAGGUCGACAGUACUGGAAGUUCGAUCCCGUUGGCAUGAACUCUUUGGAGGGCUAUCCCCGCUACAUCGGCAUGGACUUCUUCGGAUGUAGAAACAUUUGAGCUAUGGAGAACAAGAGCCAGAUUUAUGACUAUGAAGAGGAGUUCUUGAAGCAAUGACGUUUGUGUGCUCAUCCUGCGGUUUCUAGAAGGAUGGCAAUAUAUAUCCGUUUACGCUUUCCUCCAUUUAUUACACCUUCUUCUCAGGAAAACCAAGUAAUGUUUCCUCAGACUUAGCACCUCCUGUGCAGCUGUACUCGUAUUUAUUUUGCACAUUUUUGUAACCAUAAAGCUGAGGUCUGGGCCCUGUAUUAACAACGUGUGAUGCUGCAUCGCUCUCACUUCCUGUCUUUGAGCCUGGAAUGUUCGACUGAUUGUGGUUUUCAGAAACUGUAAAGGAUAUGUUCCAUUACAUCUAUUCUGUAGUGUUACUUCCAUUAGGAGCAAAGCACUGUAGUUUCAAAAACGAUGUAAAGAGGGGAAACAAAUCAAUGUGCCAAAACACAUGCAAAUGAAGAAACCUGUUCUUCACCAGCUUAAAGAAACAUGCACAGCGUUCACACACAUUUUGGAUACACUAAACGCUGCAAAUAAAAGAAAAUCGCAAGAAAUUAGCUCAAAACACAACACAAACAGGGACACUAAAAAGUAAUGCACACAGCUGUGAAGGUGACCGUGUCACCCGUGUCAUUGCUGAUGUGUUUCGCCAACAACAACAACCGAGUGUUUCGAGCCAGGUCCCGUUAUCUCGCAGGACAGUGCACCCAGCAAGAGCCUCCAGCUAGAUUUGAUCGAUAUGGACAUAAACGCGAGUGAAGUCUAAUCGGACAGGAGAGAGAGAUCAGAGAUCAGCUGCUGC